AUGUCUCGAGACCUAAAGCCAUCCGGCGAGGACUCGCUGUUUGCCGACGUUCUAAAGACACCACGAACCAUCCGAUCAUGCUUGACCUUCUACACCAAGCCACCAGUCGCACAAGAGAGGAUUGAAGAAGUCCACACCCUCAUGACCAUUGGGGAUGGGGUCAACGGACAUCCUCGCAUCAUGCAUGGCGGGAUUGUAGCGACGAUAAUCGACGAAGGCAUGGGCAUCCUGCAGUCUGCCAACUGGGAGCGAGACCACAUGUCUGAGGUGGCAACAGGCAGAGCAGAGGGAGAACUGCCGCCCGAAGGAUACAGCUUCUUCACGGCGGAGUUGAAGAUCAGAUACUUGAAGCCCGUUGCGACACAGGCCCCGCUGAUCGUGAGCGCACGCUAUGUGAAGCGAGAGGGAAGGAAGGAGUGGAUCGUUGCAGAAGUCAAGCAGAGAGUCGGCGCGGACGAGGACUACUAUGGCGACGAGAUUGUGUGCGCGACUGGAGAGGCGUUGUUCAUCCGACCAAAGAAGCCAAUCUCGAAGCUGUGA
Saxophila tyrrhenica is the source of this 540-nucleotide messenger RNA. RefSeq lists its product as uncharacterized. The transcript is spliced from 2 exons. The coding region runs from base 1 to 540 and encodes 179 amino acids. Lineage: Eukaryota; Fungi; Ascomycota; Dothideomycetes; Mycosphaerellales; Extremaceae. The record is from RefSeq and is a predicted model, not a curated record.